Molecule: messenger RNA, 3657 nt
Organism: Python bivittatus (Burmese python)
Lineage: Eukaryota; Metazoa; Chordata; Lepidosauria; Squamata; Pythonidae
Gene: ELF2
Product: E74 like ETS transcription factor 2
Biological process (GO): cell differentiation; regulation of transcription by RNA polymerase II
Cellular component (GO): nucleus
Molecular function (GO): sequence-specific DNA binding; DNA-binding transcription factor activity, RNA polymerase II-specific
Source: RefSeq, a predicted model, not a curated record
UAAUACAUCCGAGGAAUGUACAAUGACAUCAGCAAUAGUUCACAAUGGAAGUUCAAGUCUGGAAUUUGACAGCAAUGGAGUACAGAUUCAAGGCAAGGAGAAUGAACCAGUUUCUGAAUAUCCAGCAGUGAUCGUAGAGCCAGUGCCAUGUGCCAGAGUAGAACAAGGAUAUGCUGCACAGAUUUUUGUUUAUGAUGAUGAAACUUACCUGCUUCAAGAUGUUGCAGAAGAACAAGAAAUCGAGACUGAAACUGUGAAAACAGUGGAAGCAUCUGUUCAUGGCAGCAAUGUGCACUGUUCAGAUAAGACAAUUGAAGCAGCAGAAGCCUUGCUUCAUAUGGAAUCUCCAACCUGCUUAAGAGAUGCUAGAAGUCCAGUAGAAGUUUUUGUUCCGCCUUGUGUGUCAACUCCAGAGUUCAUCCAUGCUGCAAUGAGACCAGAUGUAAUUACAGAAACUGUUGUGGAGGUAUCUACUGAGGAAUCUGAACCAAUGGAUACAUCUCCUUCACGAACAUCUCCAGAAAUCCAUGAGCCCAUGAAAAAAAAGAAAGCUGGCCGUAAGCCAAAAUCUCAAGUGCCAUCAGCCAUUUCCAGUGCAUCUCCAGACUUGGGAAUAAAAAAGAAGCCAAGGGAGGGCAAAGGAAAUACAACCUAUUUGUGGGAAUUCCUUCUGGAUUUACUUCAAGACAAAAAUACUUGCCCUCGAUAUAUCAAAUGGACUCAGCGAGAAAAGGGCAUUUUUAAACUUGUGGACUCAAAAGCAGUUUCCAAGUUGUGGGGAAAACACAAGAACAAGCCUGACAUGAACUAUGAGACAAUGGGAAGAGCCUUGAGAUACUAUUAUCAAAGAGGAAUUCUGGCAAAAGUUGAAGGACAAAGGCUAGUAUAUCAGUUCAAGGAAAUGCCGAAAAAUAUUGUUGUUAUUGAUGACAAAAAUGAGUGUGGCAGUGAAGAUUUAUCAAUGUCCACUGAUGAGAAGUCAUUGGAACGUGUAUCACUGUCUGCAGAAAACCUCUUAAAAACAGCGAGUUCUGCUCGUGUAGGAAAAAACACUUCUCAGUUGACCUGCACAAGAUCAGAGAAGUCUGUUGCCAGAGUGAGUAUCUCCUCACCUGGGCAUGAAAUGUCGUCUUGUUCUCCCACCACAACUACUGUUUCAGCAACAACUGCUCCCAGAACUGUUCGGGUGGCUAUGCAAGUGCCUGUUGUAAUGACAUCUCUGGGACAGAAAAUAUCAACUGUUGCAGUGCAGUCUGUAAACGCAGGGUCACCAUUGAUUACCAGCACAAGCCCAACAACAGCAACAACCCCAAAGGUAGUUAUCCAGACAAUCCCUACAGUGAUGCCGUCAUCUGCUGAGAAUGGAGAGAAAAUAACAAUGCAGCCUACAAAAAUAAUCACUAUCCCUGCUACACAACUUGCACAGUGCCAGUUGCAAACAAAAACUGGUUUGCCAGGGACGGGAAGUAUUAACAUAGUUGGAACACCUCUGGCUGUGAGAGCACUUACUCCAGUAUCUUUAGCUCACGGGACACCAGUGAUGAGAUUAUCAAUGCCUGCCCAGCAGGCAAGUAGCCAUACUCCACCCAGAGUAAUUAGUGCAGUUAUAAAAAGUCCAGAGGUCAAAUCUGAAGCAGUGGCUUUAAAGCAGGAACGGGAGAUUAAGACCCUGCAACUAGUACAAGAAGAGAAACCAGCAGAUGGAACCAAAACAGUCACUCAUGUUGUCGUCGUUAGUACACCCUCAGCUAUUGCCCUCCCUGUACAAGUAAAAACAGAAGGAAUAGUAACAUGCGAGAAAUGAAAAAAGGCAGCUGUGAACAUUAAUUACAUAGACCAUUGUGGAAUUAAGCAAACUGACAUAUUUAGGAAGCCAGGGAAUUGGACACAAUCAAGAAGUGAAAGAACUGUUUUUUAAAAAUUGUUAAUAGUUAUGCAUAUAUUAGAAACUUACUGGAAGCAAAAUAAUGUCCCAUGUUUCAGUGGGAAUUGAACUAGAUCUACACACUGACACAAUUGCCUCUUGUAAACCGGGGUUAAGCUGAUGAAGAAAGAAAAUUCCUGGAACCGAAGGGAAUAGUGGGUGAGCGCUCAAGAGGCUCGCUGCAUUACCAGGUUACACUAAGGCAUGGAACACUAAACUGGUUCUGUGAGGGGUUCUUGGCUUAUGUAGAUGGAGGGGGCAUCUAGGAAGAGGCUCACUGUUACACAAGACACAUUUGAUGCAUUUGAAUAUGCAUACCAGCAAUUACUACUGUGUACUCACAGUGUUUAACUGGUGCUAUGUGAAAAACUCUGCUACUAGGUAUUCUUGAAUGUGAAUAAAGGAAAGGAUUAAAGAGCUUCUACAAGAAGUUGAAGACUUAGAGAAUUUUUUGUCCCAUGCAGCUUAAGCAGAUUUUAAAACAAAAGCCUUAGACUGAUUUUCAGUUACCUUUGUUGAAAUAAGCUAAUGGCUUGUUUGUGUAAAGCAUUUUUUUAUUAAAACAAUUUUUUAAAAAAAUCUUAUACCUAGCACAGUAUUGUUAUAGAAUUACAUGUAACAUAUUUUGUAUGGUAGUCAAGUCUGUUGGUUUCUUAAUUGUGGUCAAAGUGGCCAGAGGUUGUUUGGCCUUUCGCUGCUUGGAUCACCCACUUCGCCUGGACAUCUGUGCAUACAUUUCAAUUUCAGCUUUUACUCUGUCACUUGAAAGGUCACGCUUGGCAUGAACUCUUGUCAGGUAGAUUAAAAGCCUGUAUAUUUUUUAGUUGAAGUUAGAGGAAAGUACCAGUGUUCAGAAUGAACUAUAAUAGUUUGUAUAUUCAACAUUUAAAGUAUAUUCUAUUUUGUUGUACUCUUGUUUCAAAGUGUAUUCAAGUAGGUUUUACUGAAAUACAGAUAUGAAAUUUAAAAUUGGUGUCUCUUUUUUCCAAGCCUUAAUAUGCCCUCUGGUGUUCAUCCAGAUCAAAAGUCCUACAUAGUUUUGUACUUCAGUUCUCAAAACUUAGUUUCAGAAAUAGCACCAAACCAGAAAAUAUACCAAAGAAUUAAGUGAAUUAUCUCAGUUCUACCGAAAAUAGCAGCAAUAUUGAUAAAUUUGAUAAAAGAGUGGAAAACACUUGUAUAAUAGUCUAAUUUAAAUCAUUAACAGCAGGAAUUAGAUGACUGGAAUUGCCUUUAUGCUUGUGUUACAUUGUCUUGCAGUUUCCAAAUUAAUUAGAGUAGCAAAAGCCAGCUUCUUAGGAGGUGAAUGGGAUUAGAGCUUCCUUGGAAAGGCAGGGGGGUGGGGGGACAUAAAGGUAACACAACUUUGUCAAAUUGAAAGAAGGCAGAAUGCCUGGUUUACGGCUUGCGACCAGCUUUGGUGAUGAUAAAUUAAUGAAGUUUUCUUCUUUGUCAUCCUGGCAGGUUAAGUUCAGAAAGGGAAACCAAAACAAUUCCCAUUGUUUCUGGACUCUGUAGCGCUUUGGAUUUUAAGGCAAAAAUUUGGAGUGUAUGGGUGUGAAUGUAGCAUCUGCCUGCAACUCCUUAAGCAGGCAUGCCUUUUCUGGGAUUGACAACUGCAAUUUUUUCUGCUUUUGAAUCUGAAGUACUGCAUGUGCCUGUUUUCCUUUUGGAUUCUGGAUUGAAUGAUGUCAAAGAAGUCACUAGUUUGGGAGCAUUCUGCAUAAGGCUAG